Molecule: messenger RNA, 3775 nt
Organism: Pungitius pungitius (ninespine stickleback)
Lineage: Eukaryota; Metazoa; Chordata; Actinopteri; Perciformes; Gasterosteidae
Gene: dtx4a
Product: deltex 4, E3 ubiquitin ligase a
Exons: 9
Coding region: 691-3048 (785 amino acids)
Biological process (GO): protein ubiquitination; Notch signaling pathway
Cellular component (GO): nucleoplasm
Molecular function (GO): zinc ion binding; ubiquitin protein ligase activity
Source: RefSeq, a predicted model, not a curated record
GAUCGGAGAUCUCCGAGGAGCGUAAGAGUGGGAGUGUUCACGCACGAUUGUGUCUAACAUUUAUUUUUUCACCGGCCAAAUCAUCGUCAGUGAUGGGGGAGAACCACCUCAAUGGAGACAUUAUGGAUUAACCAAUAAUUACCCCAGACAAAGUAAACAUACCGGAUGCAGUGACACGAUACCAAAGCAAUUAUGUAACCACAAAUCCGAGAUUUCACCUCGAGACCGAAGACGUUCUUACAGGGACAAGGUGGACCAUUAGGCUACAAAUACACCCAAACUGGUCCGUGAUUUGACUGGACACACUGGAGCCCGUACAACGCGGUAAAUAUUUCAAUCAUUUGCUUUGGGGAAUGUGAUCCUCCCUUACCGAAUGCACAAAUCUAGUGAAAAGAAGAAAAAAAACAAUUAAAAAAAAAUAAGUGCAACCUUUCUGUCACGGAAAUCUAACGUUACUUUUACGGUUGUGCCGCCGUGAGCUACCCAAGUUGCAUUUUCUCCUCUCACCCUAACUUGACUGUGCCGGAGAAAUGAUUUCAGCAGACGUCACUCAUCUGCAUAGGGAGUAAAAUGCAACCAUCCUGCAUCAAGCUCCUCACGAAACCCGAAACGCACUCCGCCACCUCGCCGUGUGAUUAAAGGACCUCCUAAUUGCUGCGUAAACGAAACUACAAACAUGGAAGGAGUAGGAUGUUACUAGCAUCCGCCGUGUUGGUAUGGGAAUGGCUGAACGAGCACGGACGCUGGCGGCCCUACAGCCCGGCUGUCUGUCAUCACAUCGAGGCAGUCAUCCGGAGCGACCCGCGGUGUGGUAGUGUCGUCCUCGGCCAGGUGGACUCUCGCCUCUCGCCCUACAUCAUCGACCUGCAUUCCAUGCACCAGUUCCGACAAGACACAGGUACCCUUCGACCGGUACGACGUAGCUUCUACGACCCCACCUCGGCGCCGGGCCAGGGCUGGCUGUGGGAGUGGGAGAACGACGCCGGCAGCUGGACGGCGUACGACACGGAGGUGGGCAUCGCCAUCCAGGCAGCGCGCGACCGCCAGCAGCCCUGGCUGGACCUGGCGCCGCUGGGCUUCUGCUACCUCAUUGACUUCGAAAGCAUGACCCAGAUCAACGGGCAGACGCAGCGCUGCCGACGCAUCCAGCGCCGCGCCGACCUGGCCUACCCGCUGGUGUCCGGGCCCCUGCCCAAGUCCCACCACGCCUGGGGGCCCAUGUCCAUGCCCAGCCACGGGGGACUGCUCGGCGUGGACGUGUCCGGCGCCGGCAUGGGGGUCCGGAUGAGCGGCGGCGGCGGCGGCGGUGGCGGCGGCGGGACCGGCAAUGGGAGCGCGUACCCCAGCGGGGCACUCCCGGCCUCGGCCAUCACCUCCCUGGGACAGCCCUGCGCCUGUCAGCAGUGCAUGCUGGUGCUUAGCGUCAAGGCGGGCGCCAUGUCCGCCCACACUCUGGGUCGGAGGCCCCCGCAGACCAAGCCGCCCAGCCCCAAAAUCAGCAGUUACCCCGUGCCGGGCGGGUCGUAUUCCUUGACCCUCCCGCGACCUCCCUCCCUGUCACGGUCCUAUUCCCCCAACAGGACGUCCGUAGUUGGGGCGACGGGUGGCUUCGGCGUCGGCGGCAUGGGCGGCGGCCCAGGGGGCGUCAGUUUCGGGGGCGGCGGCGGCGCCAGCCUCGGUUACGGAGGAGGCUUCCCCCACUCGCUCUCCCUCCUCAACUCGGCCACCGGCGCCCUCUCCAUCUCCUCCGCCCGGCCCCCUCCUCCGCCACUCCCCCCUCUCCCGCCGCCCCCUCCGCCUCCCUCCACCGCCCUCUCGUCCGCCGGCGCUGCCGCUGCCGCCGCCGCCACCACCGCCUCCCCCCCGCCUCCCUCCUCCUCAUCCUCCCUGUCUGCGCCCUGCUCCGCCCCCGCGGCCCCCGCUCCGGGCCCGCCACUCAUCUCUACGGCUGCCUCCACCUGCACGCCGUCGCCUUCGGCCCGCGUCCUGGGCCCAGUGUCUUCGUCCGGCGCCGCUGCCUGCGCGGCCCCUCUGCCGCCCCGGUCCAGCCUGGCGGGGCUGAGCCGACCUGCGCUGCAGCGCAUAGCCAUGGCCCAGUCGCGUGCCCUCAUCGCCUCUGGAGUGCCAACUGUUCCAGUGAAGAACCUGAAUGGAUCAAGUCCUGUGCACCCUGCCCUGGCAGGCAUUACAGGCAUCCUGAUGAGCGCCGCAGGACUUCCUGUCUGCCUGACCCGCCCUCCCAAGCUGGUGCUCCACCCUCCCCCCGUCAGCAAGAGUGACAUCAAGCCCGUGCCCGGUCUGGGCCACUGCUGUCGCAAAACCACCAAGAAGCAGGCCCGCAAAGGAAAGACCCCUGAGGAGGUGGUGAAGAGGUACCUUCAGAAAGUCCGCAACCCCCCAGAGGAGGACUGCACCAUCUGCAUGGAGGCCCUCGCCGGGCCAUCGGGCUACAAGGGCCCCGGCGUGGGGGGCAUCUCCCGGGCCGAGUCGGUGGGCCGCCUCGCACAGUGCGGCCACCAGUACCACCUCCAAUGCCUCGUCGCCAUGUACAACAACGGCAACAAGGACGGCAGCCUGCAGUGUCCCACCUGCAAGACCAUCUACGGGGUCAAGACCGGCAACCAGCCCCCGGGCAAGAUGGAGUACCACGUCAUCCCGCACUCGCUACCAGGCCACCCGGACUGCAAAACCAUCCGUAUCAUUUAUAACAUCCCUCCUGGCAUCCAGGGCCCAGAGCACCCGAACCCGGGCAAACCGUUCACCGCCCGCGGGUUCCCGAGGCACUGCUACCUCCCUGACAGCGAGAAGGGACGCAAGGUUCUGAGGCUCCUCCUGGUGGCGUGGGACCGCCGGCUCAUUUUCUCCGUGGGUACGUCCAGCACCACCGGCGAGUCGGACACGGUCAUCUGGAACGAGGUGCACCACAAGACGGAGUUCGGCUCCAACCUGACGGGCCACGGCUACCCGGACCCCGGCCACCUGGACAACGUGCUGGAGGAGCUGAAGGCUCAGGGCAUCACGGAGGAGGAGUGCCUGCCCAGAGACUGAGCGGAACGGAGACGGAAACGCGCAAUCCCGGGACAAAUCCACCCACUUUUAUUUAUUUUUUUUUAGUGUCUGCUGGGGGAAAAAAAAAACAUGAACUGAGAGGACUUUAACCAACAAGAACGGACAACAACUUAAAAAAAAAAAAAAACUCUUUCCGGGAGCGUCGGUAAAAGCUGAGAAAUGGAAUGUCUCCCCGUGACUGCAUGAGUCAGUUUUGACACAUGGGAAAAGUUUUUUUUUUUUUCUCCCAAUGCAGUAACAGUGUCAAGAUCGACAGAUGUUGUUCAGUGAGACCACUGUGCAACGUACGAGUCAGUGUUAGAUAUACAAAAAAAAACCCCAACAACUUUCAUUUAUACUGUGAGACUUCAUUUCAAGAAUGUAACAACGUGAGUUUUGCUGAAUUGGUCGUGUGUUUAGCGAUGCUGCUGCUGCUGCUGCUGCUGCUGCUACUGCUACGUGGGAACUGAGAAGAGGUUCAACCGAAAAGGAGGGACGUCUGUAAGCUGUUUCGCGUGUGAAGUCCACAAGCAGAACAAACUUUGUCAUUGCAGAUGAAUAUUUCAAACGUAUAACUGGAUAUCUGAGCAUGAAUAUUUGCUGACCUCUAGUGGUACUUUUCCAGAACUACAUUCCUGUUUAGGUUUGAUUGACAUUUUAUUGUAUUGUUGUAUAUUAUGAAUACUUGAUAUCUGACAUUGUUUCCAUUCUAUCAUUUUAAAAAUAU